AUUAUUAGAAAUCUCUAGUCCUUUCAUUCCCUGUGAAGUGGAAGGGGCCUUCAAGAACAGAGGACUCGGGCUCAGAAUGCUGAAAUGAAUUUCUCAAGAUAAUCACUCCAUUCAGAAGACUAAUGCUGUGUGCUGAGAACAGGAAGGAGAUGGAGGAUUGGAUGAGCUCACUGAAGUCUGUACAGACCAGAGAACCUUACGAGGUGGCCCAGUUUAACGUGGAACAUUUCUCAGGGAUGCAUAACUGGUACGCCUGCUCCCAUGCACGACCCACUUUCUGUAACGUGUGCAGAGAGAGUCUUUCUGGAGUCACCUCCCAUGGCCUGUCCUGUGAAGUGUGUAAAUUCAAGGCUCACAAAAGAUGUGCAGUGAGGGCAACAAAUAAUUGCAAAUGGACGACUCUGGCCUCCAUCGGGAAGGACAUCAUAGAGGAUGAAGAUGGAGUAGCUAUGCCCCACCAAUGGCUCGAGGGUAACCUGCCUGUCAGUGCCAAAUGCGCCGUGUGUGACAGAACAUGUGGGAGUGUCCUGCGCCUACAAGAUUGGAAAUGCCUUUGGUGUAAAACAAUGGUACACACUGCCUGCAAAGAUUUAUACCAUCCUGUGUGUCCCCUUGGCCAAUGUAAAGUGUCCAUCAUACCUCCAAUUGCACUGAAUAGCACUGAUUCUGAUGGUUUCUGUAGAGCGACCUUUUCAUUCUGUGUUAGUCCUCUGUUGGUUUUUGUCAAUUCUAAGAGUGGAGAUAAUCAGGGAGUAAAGUUCCUUCGUCGAUUUAAACAGUUGCUAAAUCCGGCUCAGGUGUUUGAUUUAAUGAACGGAGGUCCUCAUUUAGGUUUAAGAUUAUUCCAAAAGUUCGACAACUUCCGAAUUCUUGUUUGUGGAGGAGAUGGAAGUGUGGGUUGGGUUUUGUCAGAAAUCGAUAAGCUCAACUUGAAUAAACAGUGUCAGCUGGGCGUAUUGCCUUUGGGUACAGGAAAUGACCUUGCCCGGGUUCUAGGCUGGGGCGGUUCCUAUGAUGAUGACACCCAACUUCCUCAGAUACUAGAGAAGCUGGAACGAGCCAGUACCAAAAUGCUAGACAGGUGGAGCAUAAUGACCUAUGAACUCAAAUUACCACCAAAGGCUUCUCUACUUCCAGAACCUCCAGAAACACCGGAAGAAUUUUAUAUGACAAUUUAUGAGGACUCCGUCGCAGCUCAUCUUACAAAAAUCCUCAAUUCUGAUGAACAUGCAGUGGUCAUAUCAUCUGCCAAGAUACUCUGUGAAACUGUAAAGGACUUUGUUGCCAAAGUAGAGAAGGCCUAUGAAAAAACGUUGGAAAACGCCGUUGCAGCCGACGCCGUGGCCAGUAAAUGUUCAGUCCUAAAUGAAAAGCUUGAACAACUGCUUCAAGCUCUGCACACGGAUUCCCAGGCUGCCCCCGUUCUCCCAGGCAUCCACUCUCUCAUUGUAGAAGAAGAUACCGUGGAAUCUUCCAGUGAAGAAUCCUUGUGUGAAAGCAAAGAACAGCUCGUGGAUAACCCCGCAAAACCUCCCUCCCAGAAAGCUGUCAAACCAAAGGAAAUAAUGUUGCGGGCAAACAGUUUAAAGAAAGCAGUGAGACAAGUCAUUGAAGAAGCCGGCAAAGUUAUGGAUGACCAGAGUGUUCAUCCCUGUGAACCAGUUAACCAGUCAUUCGAUAAUGAUAGUACAGAAACAGAUGAAUCUAAAGAAGAAUCUAAAGACGAUGAUGCAAAAGAGUCAUUAACUGUUAAAACUGCACCUGCACCUCGGUCUCCAGAUGGCCGGGCAAGUCGUUCCCAAACUGACUCUGGCUCUGGUCCAGCUGUGGCAGCCAGCAAAGAAAACCUCCCUGUGCUCAACACCAGAAUAAUCUGCCCAGGUUUAAGAGCAGGAUUAGCUGCCUCAAUUGCUGGGAGUUCUAUAAUCAACAAAAUGUUACUAGCAAAUAUUGAUCCUUUUGGUGCAACGCCAUUUAUUGACCCAGAUCCAGAUUCAGUAGAUGGAUAUUCAGAAAAAUGUGUCAUGAACAAUUACUUUGGGAUUGGAUUAGAUGCAAAAAUUUCAUUAGAAUUUAAUAACAAGAGAGAGGAGCACCCUGAAAAAUGCAGGAGCCGAACUAAAAACUUGAUGUGGUAUGGAGUCCUUGGAACCCGGGAGUUAUUACAGAGAUCGUAUAAGAAUUUAGAACAGAGGGUUCAACUUGAGUGUGAUGGGCAGUAUAUUCCUCUCCCCAGUCUGCAAGGAAUAGCAGUGUUGAACAUUCCCAGCUAUGCGGGAGGCACUAACUUUUGGGGCGGAACUAAAGAGGAUGAUAUAUUUGCUGCACCAUCAUUUGAUGACAAGAUCCUGGAAGUUGUUGCAAUAUUUGAUAGCAUGCAAAUGGCAGUUUCAAGGGUCAUUAAACUGCAGCAUCAUCGAAUAGCCCAGUGCCGUACGGUAAAAAUCACUAUAUUUGGCGAUGAGGGAGUCCCAGUGCAGGUGGAUGGUGAAGCAUGGGUUCAGCCUCCAGGAAUUAUCAAAAUUGUGCACAAAAACAGAGCUCAGAUGCUAACAAGGGACAGGGCUUUUGAAAGCACUCUGAAAUCUUGGGAAGAUAAACAGAAGUGUGAUUCUGGUAAACCAGUUCUUCGAACCCAUUUGUACAUCCAGCAUGCUGUUGACUUGGCAACAGAAGAGGUGUCCCAAAUGCAGUUAUGCUCCCAGGCUGCAGAGGAGCUCAUUACUAGGAUCUGUGAUGCAGCCACGAUCCAUUGUCUCUUGGAGCAAGAACUGGCCCAUGCUGUGAAUGCAUGCUCCCACGCACUGAAUAAAGCCAACCCACGCUUCCCAGAGAGUCUUACGAGAGACACUGCCACUGAAAUAGCCAUCAAUGUGAAGGCACUAUAUAAUGAAACAGAAUCUUUACUAGUGGGCAGGGUUCCUUUGCAGCAAUUAGAAUCCCCGCACGAGGAACGUGUAUCUAAUGCCUUACAUUCUGUGGAGGUGGAGCUGCAGAAGUUAACGGAGAUCCCUUGGCUUUAUUAUAUCUUACACCCAAACGAAGAUGCGGAGCCCCCCAUGGAUUGCACCAAGAGAAACAGCAGAAGCACAGUCUUUCGUAUCGUGCCAAAAUUUAAAAAGGAAAAGGUUCAGAAGCAGAAGACAAGUUCACAGCCUGUUCAAAAAUGGGGCACAGAGGAAGUUGCUGCUUGGCUGGAUCUGCUCAAUUUGGGAGAGUACAAAGAAAUCUUCAUCCGUCAUGACAUCAGAGGGGCUGAACUUUUGCAUCUGGAAAGGCGAGAUCUUAAGGACCUGGGGAUAACGAAAGUGGGUCAUAUGAAGCGAAUUCUCCAGGGAAUUAAAGAGCUUGGAAGGAGCACUCCCCAGUCUGAGGUGUAAUCAUGCUGGUGCUAUUCCUUGGAAGGGAAGUAAUUGCUACUUAAUCAAAGCUCUUAGAAGCAAUUGUCUGUUUCUGUCCUUUUCUGCCUAGAAAAGCAAGCACCAGGGAAGCACCUCUAUGGCUUGAUAUUUUGCUGUGGGUGAAAAUUUUCAUUUGAGGUAUUAGAAAAUAUUUUUGUGCCAAAUAAUACAUUCCACAAAGCCAUUUUCUUAUUGUGCAAACUUGACGUGUUCAAAUAUGCUCAUAUUAGUAAGAAGGUAGGAAGAAUCCGAGACAAUUGCAUUGUCUGAAAGGUGGAAACGUUUACUUACGUUUGACUUUCCUUAAACCUGGUCAGAUGGAAUGUUCUUACUACGUGACUGCAUAACAAUAUGUGGCUAAAACUUCUUAGGUUUCAUUAUUGGAGGCAUUGGCUUCUUCCUUAAAAUCAUUGGUUAGGAGACUAAGAUAUAAAUUAGGUUGUGUUUUGAAUGUUAGAUUGGGUGUCACCUCAGAUUCCUAGCAUUCAGUGGUCAUAGAAAAUGGUUGAAACCCCUCAAAUAUUAUGAAUGAAUGCAAAUCUUAAUGCACGA
This is a messenger RNA of Odobenus rosmarus divergens (Pacific walrus), 3953 nucleotides long. RefSeq names its product diacylglycerol kinase, eta (gene DGKH). Gene Ontology annotation, biological process: intracellular signal transduction; lipid phosphorylation; diacylglycerol metabolic process. The transcript has 28 exons. Gene Ontology annotation, molecular function: protein binding; ATP-dependent diacylglycerol kinase activity. Bases 123 to 3380 code for a protein of 1085 amino acids. Lineage: Eukaryota; Metazoa; Chordata; Mammalia; Carnivora; Odobenidae. The record is from RefSeq and is a predicted model, not a curated record.